Molecule: messenger RNA, 424 nt
Organism: Thelazia callipaeda (thelaziosis nematode)
Lineage: Eukaryota; Metazoa; Nematoda; Chromadorea; Rhabditida; Thelaziidae
Source: the annotation of a GenBank genome assembly
AAAUUCGAUUAAUGGAAGUGAUCAUUGCAGUGGUAUUUCUUGUCAACGAGCCAUGCUCUUCAUCGAGACAUGAAGUAAGAAUGCAACUCCCGCAAUGUACCGGAAUUUUCAAUAAUAAUCCAGCAGAAAUCGCUUUAAAAAUUGGAUUUACAGAACUGAACAAAAUUGGUCACUUUGAAAAUCUGUCCACAAUUUCAAAGCAAUGUCAAGUCGAUAAUAAUUAUUAUUCUGUAGAAACAAGCCAUUGUAGUAAUGCUCAGCUUUCAGAUGGCUACACGAUCAGCAACACAAAAAUACAGAUUUCAUUGCUCGGUUUUUUUUUCUCACAGCUGCGAAAUCCAGGAUACGACUUUGUGCGCAUAAUCCCGCUUAUGAAUCUCAGCGGAGAACAUUAUGCUAUAAGUAAGAAUUCUUCGAUAUGAAU